AUGAGAACUUUCAGCAGCGGCAGCAAGGAAGGCAACAGCAUCGGUAAUGCCACGGCUUCUCAUCAGAGACAAGAAGAUGAUGCAACUGUCACCAUGAAUCGGGAGAACGUGUCCACGAAGUUCGCGGCCGGCAUGGACCGGUGGCAGAACACGCUGGAGGAAAUGAUCAACUUACGCUCCUCGAACAACCAGGCGUUUAAGGAUAACUAUUGGGCCCAAAAUGGUUUUGACGAACUACGUCGUUACGUAAAGCAAGGAAGCGACUUCAGCAAAGAAUUGGCGGCAAUUUUACAGGAAAGGGUCGAAGCAGAAAAUUACUAUUCUAAAUGUCUCGCCAAGCUGGGCACGAAGUUAAGCAAAGCGUGCAAAGAGAGUAUCGGAUCCUGCACAGAAGCGUGGAAACAUGUGGCCAUUGAAAUGGAAAAGAGAUCGGAAAUUCAUCGAAACUACUCCAAUGCUCUUUCGGAAGAAUUAGUGAAGCCAAUGAAACAUAUUAUCGAUAAUCAACUUAAAUUAAGGAAGAAGAUCGAAGGUAACGUUGACAAGACAACGAGGUCUCUAACCGAUUGGAGAACGGCUGAAGCGAAAUCGAAGCGUCAAUCACACGCGGCAGCGAGGGAGAACGAGAAACUUCAAGACGCCGUUCUGGACAUUAGCCGCAUGUCGCGCAGUUCGAGCGUUGGGCACAUCCCGCACUCGAUCCUGAGCGCGGCCCGAGCCGAGCGCUUGGCCAACAACACGAGCGAACGUGACGCCGCCAAGCUGCAGGUCAAGAAGCGGAAGACAGAGGACGCCGUCAAAAAGACUGAGGUCGAAUAUUACAACGUGUGCGUUCAAGCGGAACGGGCCAGGUUAGAAUGGGAGACAAGUGUGGUGAAGGGCGCUGGUAUGCUCGAAUCACUAGAGGAGGAAAGACUCGCACAGCUGAAAACUUCAGCCGAUUGCUACCUAAGGCUGACGGCGGCGGUGCCCCCGCAACUUGCGGAGGCGACGAACGCUCUAGCGGGCCCAAUAAAAAACGCCAAUGCAAACGUCGAUAUGCGAGUUGUCCGCGGCGUGAGAUCGUCUCCGGCGGGCGCGAGCGAGCAGCUUUUACCUGACUUUUACUGCGAACACACAACGCUCGCGAUGAACAGGGAACGCCGUAAGCAGGCCUUGUUAAAGAUCCUCCAGUUAGUGAAACAAGACAUAGACAGAGAGCGAAAGUCGAAACAAGGUUUGGAAAAGUUAUCUAUGGCAAUCAAACAGACUCCAACGUUCGGAAAUGACGAUUCCCAACAAAAUGUAGCUGAUAAAUUGUUCCACAUGAGAUCAAUGCUGACUUACUUAGAAGCGGUCCGAUAUAAAAUAUCAGCAAGCCUAAGCGAGCUCGACAGUAGAUCACCUGUGCAACACCCUCUCGCCACACACAUACAAAUCAUUCGAGACAAGCAAGGUCUACAACAAAGUAUACUAAAAGUGCCACCAUGGCUCCAGGAAGACUACCAGAACGAGGUGAACAAAAAUCUGCAACCGAAUUACACGGCCUUGACGAAGAGCGUUAACGGUGGAGAGGAGAGGGAGAGACGGGACUCGAUAAUGAGCCGAGCAUCGAGUAAGCUGCGUAUAGAGCAUUUGUCGUUCAGGAGGAACGAGAAUAAAAGCGCGCCAACGACUCCGGUCCGUCCAGAAGUGCCGACCACUCCGCUGAAGAGUUCCACACCUCUUGCACCGCCGCUGCCCGACACAAGUCCCCCGAGCCCCCUCGACUGGAGCGAGCGAGGUGCCGGGGACGGUUUGUCCAAUCAGCAUGACAGCGAUUUCGAUGAAUUUUCAUCACAAAGCGAUAGCUCUACCGACUUGACUGAUCUGGGAAAGAGUGACAGUAAUGUGGAUGGAACCCAAAAAUAUAUUGGAAAAUGUCGCGCAUUGUACUCAUACGAAGCUAGGUUGGACGAUGAACUUACACUAACACCAGGUGACGUUAUUAACAUUUACGAGAAACAAGACGACGUGUGGUGGACGGGGGGUCUCAAUGGGAACUAUGGCAUUUUCCCUUCAUCGUACGUCGAAGAAAUUACAACGUGCAUA
This is a messenger RNA of Iphiclides podalirius (scarce swallowtail), 2070 nucleotides long. The record is from the annotation of a GenBank genome assembly. NCBI's taxonomy places the organism in Eukaryota, Metazoa, Arthropoda, Insecta, Lepidoptera, Papilionidae.